Tyto alba (common barn owl) is the source of this 7365-nucleotide messenger RNA. RefSeq names its product chromosome unknown C1orf167 homolog (gene CUNH1orf167). Lineage: Eukaryota; Metazoa; Chordata; Aves; Strigiformes; Tytonidae. Bases 1908 to 6314 code for a protein of 1468 amino acids. The record is from RefSeq and is a predicted model, not a curated record. The transcript is spliced from 21 exons.
GGCAAUUUUGGGAAGGCAGACAAACAUGAUUUUUAAAGGACUCUUCUUGAUCUCAGUGAGACUGAAAUUAGGAAUGAGUGAGGUGAAGAACACCACCUAAAAUAAUCAUGGUAAUGUGUUGGGAACUGGUAUCUGGCAGAAAGAACUGAAAUGGAGAAGUAAAAAAAAAAAAAAUCAUAUGAGUUAUCAAGAAAAUAUAUUAUGUCUAGGUCUUAAGUAUAAAGUAGUCCAGUGCCAGAUUCCAGGUGUUUAUGGAGCAAAACAGCACUGAUAAACAUGAUGGUUUCAUGUCCUUUCACAUUUCAAAUCCUUUAUAAUGCUCUUUUGUGAUACAUUGCUGGUUGGCUGGAUAUUCCAGGGGUGUAAGGAGCACUUCUACAGAACACCAGUCCACUGCAUUUUGUGGUUAUACUUCAUGCAGUGAUAGGCACCCUAAAGAAAGCAGCCAUGUUUUGUCUAUUCACUCUGUAGUUGCCAACUUCUACUUGUCUGGAAAAAAUAAUGGGAUCUUUCAUGAUACACUUGGUGAUGUAUGAAAGGCAGUAACAGCAGUUCCCAAGGAUAAUUGCAACACUGCAUGACUGUCUCCUGUUGCUUUAGUAAUUGAAUUUACUCCCCAGUUUGUGGUGAUUACUGAAAGAGUUUGCAUGUGAGAAGGACAAGUGGGUUGUUUGCAAACAGGGAUGACUGAGGCUCAGAUGCUUUCUUAGAAGAGAAUGAGAUAAACAUAGUUUGGGAACAGAGUGCAAUUUGACAGGAGGUUUUCUGCUAUUGGAGUAUGUUUGAAAAGGGCAAUGGGCAUUGAUUUCAUAGGCCAUGCUAUCUCUUUCUUUUCAGAUUGACUAGGGUUUUAUUUUAAGAUGAUAUAGGUAUGUGUGUCUUCACAAUACCAUUUUAAUUUUUUAAAAAGGGGGUGGAAACUAAACGGUGGUUAGAAUGACCAAGAUCAACAACUUGUGUUUAAAAUUUGAGGGAAUGAAAGCACAGUCCCGUCAAAUUGCACUUACCUGUUAGCAGCAAUUUAUGCAUCUGUGCUCGGCAUGAGUGUUAUAUGUAUAACUGUCUGACUUAGUGGCUAGACUGCAAAUAAGGUUCUCCCAUCUAUACUGUAACUCUUCAAGGUUAGGGGACAAUGUAGCUUCUUUGGAUAUGUAAACAUGGUUUCAUCCUUCAGUGUGGACAAGAAGAAAUUGGCCUUGAACCUUUGCAGGGCUGCAGCAUCAUAUGUGAACAAAUCUUCACUUGUUAAGCACUUAAACUACCUUAAGUUGAGGCACUACCUUUCCUAUCAACCCUGGAGAAAAUACAAGUGUGGAGGAGAUCUGAGCUGGAUUUCCAAUCAAUGAAGAGGGAGCAAAGAAACAUUCAGAAGAACAUGAAUGUUGAUCUGUAUUUGGGCACUAGAAGUUGAGUAGACAUUUCUCAUCACUGGCUUGAAGCUGCGGCAUUCAGUGUAACUCCCAGCCAGACAGCAGAACAAGGCCAGCCGUGUACUGCACCUCUGUCAGCUGGGAAGAGAGAUCCCAGUCUGAGACAGACUAAUCUGCUGCCCUUCUCAGCCAUUCUGGGACACGACCAGUCAGUUCUCCAGUUCCUGCUUCCUGCAGCAGAAUAAUCUCUGCCCUAGGCUGCAGCACAGCUCUAAGUGUGUGGCUCAUAGGAUUCUGCAUCUUGCUUUGUCAGUGCUCCCUGCUGUGCAUCUCCCUCGGAGACACUCAGGCCUUGAGGCUUGUAGUUUAGAAGGGGGAAAGAAUGAGAGUAUUGACUUUCUUCAACACCAUCAGAAAGCAAGGGCAGUUGGUAGCUGCUCCAUACACACUGCUUGCCAUUGCUGUUUAGAAAGUAAGAACAAGAAUAGCAACUCUCCAGUGGAAAAACAACAGCAUCGGCCUCCCACUGCUGCUUGUAUGGAUCCUGUGAGCCCUUCACUGGCCAAUGCACAUUUGUCACCUCAUACUGUAGAUUCCCCUCCUAGGCACGAAUCACUGGCAUGUCCCUCUUCAAGGAGCUCAAGUGGAAAUCUGAAUGCUUGUUGUAGCUCAGCCCUGACCUCAAGGGAUCUCGAUUCAUCUAGUUUGGAGUCCCUUCAGUCUCUUUUGCAGUCCUCACAGAUUUCUGCUAGCUUGUACUGUUCAAUCCAGAGGCUUAAGCAGGAAACUGCUUUGAUGGGGAUAUGGGGCUCCCUCCCUCUGGAGCCUAAGUCUCCUCCAGUCAGUGGCAGUUUGUGCUUUGCUGCUGAUGAUUCACCUCCUAGUAUCCUGAGCACAGGAGAACAACUAGGUGGAGUGAAGGCCAGUGCUGCUCAGACAGGAUUGAAAUGGAGAGUCCCAUUUGCUAAAAACUGGAGCACUGGUACAGUGACAAGGGACUUCAGUCAUGCAGAACCUCUCUCUGUCUCUCACAGAUACAGAUAUGUCGACUCAAACACAUGGAGAACCAAAAUUUCAGGUGACAUCCAGCCAGAAACCCUCUCUUCUGGGGUGGGCCCUGGCAGGCCAGUGAGUACAGGAGCAGAUUACUCCUACAGUUGCUCCCCUUAUUUCAGAUGCCAGUCCCAGGCAAAGCCAACUUUGGAAACUGGUAGUCUUUAUGUUCACACAAAAAGACAUUCCCCUGAAAAGGUUCUUAAAGGAGAAGAGACACCUGAUAGGGCAUCCCUCUAUGCUGUAUCUUGGAAGAAAGACCUGCCAGCCAGUCUGUAUCCCGAGGAUCUGCAGGUGUCACUAGAGACGGAUCUGGGGGGGGCUCAGAUGGACGGUGUAGCCAUGUACGGGACUCCAGGGGAACUAUGCAUGAAAGUAGCUUCUGGAGAUAAAGAGUUUAGACCAGUCCAGCAGUUUAGUAUUAAAUCUGCAGGAGUCAACAACUCUGAACCUCAUGUUAAGUCCAGCAAAGAUUCAGAAGAGGUAUGUGACUCUAGAUUGCAAGCAGCCAGAAGAGUGGCUGUAGUGGGCAGCAGCCAGUUCGGCCAUUUUGGUAUUCAGGUUGAAGAAGGCUUCGGUGAAUAUUUUGACACAGAUUGUAUGAAUGUGAGCAGGGAAGGAAGGAGAAACAAAUAUUCCUGCCAAAGCAGCUGGAGGAAUUGGGAAGCUGAUGCCUAUCUCAACCAGUCUGAAGAACCUUCUGUGGGGAGGAAUGCCAAAGAACCACGGUGCUGUGAAGAAGGGAGCCAGACACAGAAAACCAUGUCCGGAGAGGUGUUGGAAAACAGCUUCUGGUCACUGAAGGUGAAUGAGCAAAGUUUUCAGCACUUAUGUGACAGGCAAGUGCUAACUAGGUGUUUCCAAGCCUGGAGAGGACACAUUCUCUGGAAAAGGGCUGCAGCCAGGCAUCUUUACAGGCAGCAACUGCUUCGGAAGGGCCUUGGUGCUUUGCAGUGGGCUGUGCACCAGAGGAGGAUGCAGCUGGAGGUAGCCCGGCGGCGACGUGCCUCGGCUCUGCUAGCUGUCAGCUUCCGCAGGUGGAAGGAAGCUGUGGCAAAAUGGAAUAAGAAGCAAGCUCCGCAACCUGAGCCAUAUUCUUAUAUCCAAAGUUCAUCAGUGAGAUUUUUUGGAGUAGGAAGAUUAGCAGCUAUGACAACCUCAGCUCAGCACCAGCUUACAGUAGGAUACUCAAAGGAGGCUGAGAAGGCUCAUAGGGUGGAGGGAGGACUAUGGACACAGCUUCAUCGCAGGCAGAGAGGAGACGAGUUCUGCUGGAGAGCUCAAGCAAUCAGAGAUAUGAGACGACUAGCUGCAGCUUUCAGACUGUGGCGCCUGCAGAAGGAGCUGCUGAGCAAAGAGGAAGCCAGGCUUUUGGAAGCCCGUGCUCUGCUGGAAAAGAAGCAGCUAAGAAACCUUUUCUGGGCAUGGCGUUCCCGAUGCUUGGAAAUGGAACAGAUUUUAGCACUGACAACUCGGAUCCAAAGAAACUUGGUCUCCCGGUGCUUCAGUGCAUGGAAGGAGACUGCUGAGCAGAAAGCACUUUACAGGUGCAACCUGGCCCAUCUCAGAGCAGUGUCACUGAGGAAAUACUUCCAGCAGUGGGUUCAGAUGCUGCAGGUCAGAGAAGAUGAUAAGCAGGCAGUGGUGAACUACUUCUUCCUACAAUGGAGGCAGCAUUAUGGACCAGUUGUAAGCUCAGUAGCUGACAAGACUGUGACAAAGAGGCAUGAAGAUCAGCUAUUGUGGACUACAGAGAGACGGUUUCUGGAGGAAACGGGCUACUCUCUUGACGAUUUCUGUCAAAAGGUGAAGCUCCAGAGAGUAUAUCUGCUGUGGAAGACAAGGCUGUGUGAGCAUCAGAGAGCUGAUUCUUUCUCUCAGACUUUGGAGCAGUGUAGAGUCAGAAAAGCUCUGAAAUUAUGGCACCAAAAGUGUCUCAUGCUGAAGACAAUUAAACAAAGUCCUAAGCCCUCACACAGGACUGUCUAUGAAGAACCUCUUGCUAUGCCGUUUUCUGACGACCCCUCAUCAUCAUCUGGCUUUGACAGCAGUGCUCCAGCUACUCUGCCCUCUCAAAACUCACUAGAAAAGGAAUACAGUUUCAGUGACAGUAGCCAGCAGAGCAUCUCCUCCGUUCUGACUGCUGAGGAUGUCACACACAUACCACAUUAUAGUUCUUUCCUGAAACUACACCAGUGCGCAGAGCUGCCAGCUGAGCUGGGUGGGGAGCUGUACUUGCAGGCCGCCUUUCCUCCACAGAAUACUGGAUCUGAAAGAAAUUGGUUUAUGGGAGGUCAGUUCCAGUUAUUGGCACUGCAGAGUCCAGACAAUAAUGUCCAGCCUCUCACCAGUUACUCUACAUGGGAAGAGGACUGCACUUCUGACAAGGAGGUGAAGAGUUGCUGGCAGCAAGCAGAGAAAUGCUGCCUGCAGAGGUACUUCAUUGUCUGGUCAGCUCAGACUCAGCAACUCGUAAAGGCCCAGCAGUACUGCAGGCUUAUUCAGCUGUCUCGAGCCUUUCUCAGCUGGCACCACUGGACUGUGGAAAAUAAGAACCAAAAAGCAGCAUCAGCAGCCCUAAAACAUCAAGUCCAUUGCUGCCAGAUGGCUUUCAGCCUGUGGAAGAAGAGACUGGCCCAGAAAGUAGAAUCUGACCGGAGAUUCAGGUGUCACAUUCACCAGAUGACUGCUGGUGCUCUGUGGCAUUGGUGUUCCUAUUGGCAAAGGAAGCGUGCUGUGAGAGAGCUGCAGCAGCAAUGGGCUCAGCAUAGCUGCCAGGAGAAGAAGAGGUUGGUCCUGCAGACAUGGUAUUGCCAAACAAGGAAGCAGAAAGAUGCUGCUUUACUCUGGGAACGUCUUCUCCUGCGCAGGUGCCUGGUCACCUGGGCCCAGACCACUGCUUGUAGACUGAGGCAGCACAAAGCACUCUCUUGUUUUAAAAGGGUCAGAGAGCACCGUCUCCUAGUUGUGAGCUUUAGUGAGUGGAGGAUGAAAUUCUUGAGAGCUGAACAGCGGGUGAGGGGGGAGAGAAACCACAGGGGGCAGGAACCCUCUCAGGGUAAAGCCUGUCACCGCUGGCGAUUGGCCUCGAGAGGACAGCAAGUCCUGCGCCUAGGAUCUGUGGCUUCUAUAAAACAGGCCUGCAACUACUGGACAAAAGCAGCUGCCUUUUCCCAGUGUUCACGGCAGUGCAGUACCCUGAUAGGUGCUAGGAAGAGCAGAAAGAUGUCUCUGUCUUGGUCCAUGAAAAGCAGAAGAGGCAGAGAAGAGGGUUCAGCACCAGCUGCCCCUCUUGGGCUUUUUCCCAGUGCUAUUCACCGCUGGCUGGUGAUCUACAGAAACCAAAAAGGGGCUGAGGGUCUACUGCUCCCUCACCUGGUAGAGACACCUGGUGCGGUAGGAUCCUCUCCUGCACAUGCAAGGAUCCAGGAGAACAAAGCAGAGGUGGACUUGGAAGAGUGGGAUGAGAAGUGGCUUGGGAGGAAGUAUCUGAGGUGGUGGCGUCACACAGUGAUACUUCGGCAGUGCCAGCGUGACAGGAGACUGCGCUGUCUGGCAAGGGGAUGGCAUCAGUGGAGAGAAGCCAGCAGUGUGGUGAUACUGGCACGGGUGUUGGCAGGACCAGCAGCGGCUGAUAGAAAAGGCCUGGAGGGUGUGGAGACGACGACAUUUGCAAAGCUGUGUGGUGCAGAAUUUCUUGGAGGAGGAAGCCAGGAACCUACUAUCUCAGGCCUUUGGAAGGUGGCGCCAGCUAACAGUGUUCCAGCUCAAGGACAAAGGACGUUGCUGAAUGGUGGGGGCCUGCCUGCAGCUGCUGCUCAUUUCAGGACACGUGGAGGAUACAGCUGGCUGUCACAACAAAGAGCUGGUCCUGCGAAAUCAAGAAAGUGAAUGCUCUGCUCAUGAUAAAAGCAAUGCUGCAGGCCAGAAGCACAGUAGCCAAAGGACAACCAGAAAGAGAUGGUACCUAGUGAAAGUUCCUCUUUGAAGGACUAAUAUCCUACCUCCCUAAAGGCACAAAUUUGAUAUGUCAUUCUUUUUUGUUGUGAGGUUGCAUCCCCUUCUCCUCUGGACACUGAUUUUGCUAGAGUUCUAUUAAAAGUCAAAACCCCACCUUCUAGGCUCUCCCUUUACUCAGUAUUUUUUCCUGGUCAGCAGUUUAGUGUCAUGCAGGGGGGUCUAGCAAAUACAUGUCUUAAAGAGAUGAGCAGGAGCCUGCCUCUGCAAACGCUACAUCCUGUUGAUUCCAAAGCCUGGACUAUCGGUGAUAGGUGUGAACACAAAUCUUUAUUUUUAGAUUUGGCUCUUCCCCUGGGGGCGGAUUCCCACAUGACUCCCACCUCCUGUCUAGGUCCAUCAGCUCUUCAUUAAGCCUUUCAGUGGGUGGCCAACCUCUUGACUGGUUCCUGCUGGUUCCUUUCUGUGCUGAAUGGGCUAGGGAUGAAGAAACCUGCUGGGAACAGCUGAGCACCAAAAGCUUUGCUGAGGCAAGACAGGCGUGUCUGACCCCCAACCUUCCCAUUACUUGCUUCUGUGAUUGAUGCCCUGUAAUUACCCUGGAUAUAUGAGCCCAGUUUCAGACAGCUGUAAUGAGAGGGUCUGAAGAAUCUGGGAAAGGCUUUUCUUCCUUGCUCGUUUGAAAGAGAUGCUCACAGCGUGGCAGGGAUCUUGAAAUUCCAUUGGGAACUGCCCCAGGCUCUUGUUUUCCUAGGCUGUGGUAGCUUGGCAGGAUUGUUAAGUACACAAAGCAGCCUCCAUAGCUUCCCCCCACCCCUUACUUCAGUGCUGUGCGGCCUUAAGCCUGUAUUGAGUCAUUAGGUCACAAAAGAUAGCCUAUGUUUCCCUCCAGGAACUGGAAGAGGACCACCACAAUUCCUCUGACCCUGAACUGAACCGAAGGUUGUAGCUGGUUGCUUUUGGUAAAUUCUAGGAUUUAAACUUU